Molecule: messenger RNA, 768 nt
Organism: Purpureocillium takamizusanense
Lineage: Eukaryota; Fungi; Ascomycota; Sordariomycetes; Hypocreales; Ophiocordycipitaceae
Exons: 1
Coding region: 1-768 (255 amino acids)
Biological process (GO): rRNA processing; ribosomal large subunit assembly
Cellular component (GO): nucleus
Molecular function (GO): exonuclease activity; nucleic acid binding
Source: RefSeq, a predicted model, not a curated record
AUGGCGAAACCCUGCACUAGCCAUGAGAACCACACGCCACGUGCCUACCGUGGCGGCGAGCUGGAGGAGAACUGGGAGUUCUUCGCUACCCCUGCAGCUUCACGUGCUACACGCCCGGCGACUGCCGUCGUCAUUGACUGCGAGAUGGGCAAUGCGGCCUCGGGUGAGUCGGAACUGAUACGCGUCUCGGUCAUCGACUUCUUCACUCGUGAAGUGCUCCUCGACAAGCUCGUGUCGCCGAACGUCCCGAUGGCCCAUUAUAACACGCGCUACUCUGGCAUCACUCGGCAAAUGAUGGAAAACGCCCGCCGGCGCCGCACCUGUCUUGACGGUCGUCAAGCGGCCAGAGAGGCGAUAUGGCGAUUUGUCGACCCAAAGACUAUUGUAGUUGGCCAUGGCGCCCAGUCGGACUUGACUUCCCUGCGCUGGAUUCACACGGUGAUAAUAGACACAUUGAUGGUCGAAAUGAAAAGGCGGCGGAUGGAACGAGAGAUGGCAGAGGCCACCAAGGCAAUGCAGGCAACGCAAGUCAACCAUGGUGAGCGCGAUAGUGAAGAUGGUGGCGUUUCUCUUGAGGCAAGCAAUGACAACGAAGGGAAGACGGCGCCGCAAGCUGAAGGAGGGCUUUCGCUCAAGGCCUUGACCCUUGAUCGGCUUAACAGAAUCAUCCAGGUAAAGGGCCAAGGUCAUGAUAGCGUCGAGGAUGCCAUUGCGACCAGAGACUUGCUGUGCUGGCAAGUUUCGCAUUAUACCCAGUUGGCGGACUGA